Vollenhovia emeryi is the source of this 6983-nucleotide messenger RNA. It is a transcript of the gene Nup98-96, whose product is annotated as nuclear pore complex protein Nup98-Nup96. Gene Ontology annotation, molecular function: structural constituent of nuclear pore. Lineage: Eukaryota; Metazoa; Arthropoda; Insecta; Hymenoptera; Formicidae. The record is from RefSeq and is a predicted model, not a curated record. Gene Ontology annotation, cellular component: nuclear pore; nuclear pore cytoplasmic filaments. The transcript has 20 exons. Gene Ontology annotation, biological process: post-transcriptional tethering of RNA polymerase II gene DNA at nuclear periphery; RNA export from nucleus; protein import into nucleus. Bases 233 to 5962 code for a protein of 1909 amino acids.
CCCAUUAUUUUUCAGUGCACUGUUGGCCAGACUGCGCGCUAGUUUGGCAAUCCUCAACUCGUGAGGUACCCGAUUGCCGACAUUCCGUUUUCUGUGUAAUUGCGUGCAAAUACAUUUGUAUCAAAUUUGUGGACGGUCGCGAGAGAAGUAUUCGUGCUCCAUGCACGAAUUUAAGUGAACCUUAUCUGCACAGAUUGCUUGAGCGAGAUUCUGUUGCGAUUUGCCCGUAAAUAUGUUUGGACAAACUGGAAACGCAUCGUUCAGUGGAUUUAGCACAGCUACGCAAAACAGUCCGUUCGGUCAAUCUGCAUUUGGUAAACCCAUUACUACAACAAGUUUUGGUAGUGGCGCAACACCUGUCUUUGGUAGUAGCAAUACUUCAUCACUCUUUAGUUCUAAGCCCACAGGUUCUACCACAGGUGGCUUGUUUGGAAAUGCCACAACGCCACCGGCAUUUAGACAGCCAUCUAAUACUCAACCGUCUUUUGGAGGCUUUGGGACAACAAAUACAAGCACCAAUCUUUUCGGCACCCAACAAAAUACCGGGACAAAUCUUUUCGGCACGAGCACAGGAACCUCGGCGUUUGGCCAAGCAAACAAGUCCGGUUUUAACUUCGGUACGACAUCCGGGACGAAUUUGUUCGGACAGCCGCAGCAAAAUGCGCAGCAAGCUACUCCGUUUGGUCAGGCCAACACCGCCACAAACACAAAUCUUUUCGGUACAACCACAGGUUUCGGCAAUACUAAUCCGACUACCGUGCCACUUGGCACUGCGGUGAAAUUCACGCCUGUCAUUACAACUGACUCAAUGUCGAAAAAUGGAAUAUCGCACAGUAUCUCGGCCCGUCACUGUUGCAUCGCGUCUAUGAAGGAAUAUGAGUCCAAAUCUUACGAGGAGUUACGCUUCGAAGAUUAUCAACUUGGCAGGAAAGGUCCGCAGACAGGACUCUUUGGAGCGUCGGCGCAAACAUCGCCGUUUGGUGGCACAGCAGCUGGUACUAGCACAGCUGGGACAGGAUUUGGAUCGAUGACCGGAGGAUUUGGCACCACUAGCCAAUCGGGAUCGACCGGACUGUUCGGAAAGCCCAUUACUAAUUUUGGAACGCCGGCAACUACAACAACCAACAGCUUUGCGUUCAAUUCUACACCCACCACAAAUCUGUUUGGUACUAAUACUCAAACAAAGCCAUUUGGUACAGCCGCUCCGACGCCCCUUUUUGGCACUAGCAGUACUAACCAGGCUGCUGGAACGGGUUUUGGUAGCAUCAAUGCCGGGCAGAAUACAGGAUUCGGAUCUGCGUUUGGUUCCACGCAACCUAAUCAGAGUAUCGGAUUGUUCAAUCAGAACAAGUCUGCUUUUAAUAUUCCAUCGACAUCGACUAGCACCGGCUUCACUGGCUUUGGUCAACCGGCCACGAACUCCACUACACCAUUAUUCGGUAAUAAAACGACCACCACCGGAUUUGGAACAACGUCUACGUUCGGCGCGGCCGCGCCUACUACAUUUGGAACUGGUACAGGUUUCAAUUCCGGCUCGAAUGCUGGGACCUCGUUGUUUAACUCGUCAUUCAAACCAGCCGGACAAACAUCGGGAUUUUCUUUUGGAACUACACCCGUAGCCUCAACUGGACUUGGCACGAAUACUGGUUUAAGUUUGGGCGGCGGCUCUUCCUUAUUCGGCCAACAAAAACCGGGCAGUCUGUUCGGAAAUACCGGAAACAAUACAACGUUCAACAAUCCUGGAACGUUUGGAUCGUCUACUUUUGGAACAGGCUCCAAUAUGAUGUCUGGAACAGGAGUGGGCUUGCUUAAUGGAGGGGUGGCAUCAAAUCAUACGAAAACGAACGGUUCGGUACCGGUGCAUCAGCAAAUCUUGGCUCUAGUUUCCGCACCAUUCGGCGAUUCGCCGUUAUUGAAGAAUCUUUUACCAGCAUCCGGAAAGACCGACGAACUCUUGAAACCUACUAAUCCAGCCGCGAAAGUACUGAACAGUCCGCAAUACAGAGUUACUGCCAAUAACAAGUCCCCGAAAAUUAAAGCGAGAGUUGUCAGUUCCGUGCAGCUAUCCAAGAAAUCUUUGUUCGAUGGCCUCGAAGAAGAAGAUCCCGUAAUAACCGAGGCCUUUCAACCUCGACCAAGCGCGAAACGUUUGGUGUUGCGGCCAAAGUCGGCGACCAAUUCCUCGGUUCAAUCUCCCACAGAAAAUGGGGAAACCGUGACGAGAAACGGUACUGCGGAUGAUAGGACGGAUAUAUCGAGUGUAGUGCACAGCAACAAUAUCGAGGUUAAUGACAAGGAAAAUCACAGCCAAGAUAACAAUCGACUUGCGAACGAUCGACGGUCGUCUACGUCUUGGUUGAAAUCGACGCUUCCGCGGAAAAAUAAGAUUUCGGACGAUGAAUUGCUCGAGGGGCAGCGAUCGCCUUUUUUCGCAACGAAUGUACCCGAAGAAGCGAAUAAUACGGUGGCUGAAUUAAGAUCGCAAAGUACAUCGAAUCAUUCGGAAACGAUCAAUUCGAUCGAAGUGCCACUAAAUUCUACUUUUGACGAGAAAAGUUCUGCAAAUCUCACCAUGCAGACUGCAGAAUCCAGCGAGGAAGCUGACGAGAGUCCGCUGCUACAAUCAAACUGGACUGUGAACAUGGCCAAAGUUACAUUGCGACGAGCUGGCUACUACACGAUCCCAUCGCUCGAUAAAUUAGACGAUUUUGUUUGCGGUGAGACGUGCGUCGUGCCAAACUUUACCAUCGGCCGUGAGGGUUACGGCAAUGUAUACUUCCCGGAUUCGUUCGACAUAUACGGCUUGAACUUUGAUGAAAUCGUACACUUCCGUCACAAGGAGGUGAUCAUUUAUCCCGACGACGAAAAGAAACCGCCAGUGGGACAGGGCUUGAACCGAAGGGCACAGGUCACGCUGGACAAGGUGUGGCCGCACGACAAGUCGCUGCACGAGCCGAUCACGGAUCCGCAGCGGCUCGCCGCGAUGAACUACGAGGGCAAGCUGCGUAGAGUAUCCGCGAAGCACGACACCCGUUUCCUCGAGUACCGGCCGGAGACCGGCUCGUGGGUCUUCAAGGUCGACCACUUUUCCAAGUACGGUCUCAGCGAUUCGGACGAGGACGACAAUCAGGCCCCGCCGAUCUCGGAGGCGAAGAAACUGAAGGGGUUUCCCCCGGCUGUGCAAAAGGGCAAGCCGGUCGAUCCGUCGACGGCGACGAAUAAAGGGGCGAUGAACGGAGCGAUGGUUAACGGAACGCUCGACGGUGGAAAGAUCGGAAACGACAAGCAGCAUUCGAGCAUGGUCGAAAACAAUUUUUUAGGCACGACCCCGAUCAACCGUUUUGCCUACAACGAUCACAGUUACGAGGAACGAGGGAUGAUGGUCAGCCCGGGCGGGGAGACACCGUUCGGCCAGUCCGGUUUCGUUUCCGGGGACUACAAUUACGAGAAACGAAUGACCGUCAGUCCGAUCGGCGAUAAUGCUCGAGUCGCCGGUACGGAUAGCCACAAAUUGCAGCUAAUGAAGGCGAGCUUCUUCGACGUGAACGACGAGGACGUGAACGAGGAGGUCGGCAUAUGCCCCUCCGUGCAGAAAACCCUGGUACGCUACUUUCCGGACGUCGCGGAAGCCAAGAGCGACGAGAUCCCGUACAACGCUACGAUGUUACGAGCGACUCUGGUCGCGAACGAGACUCUGUUCUCCACGUGUUCGCCGGAAAAGGCGCUCCACCCAAGCAAGAGGUUGCACUUUCCUCGCAUUGGCGCGCGAGACAAGCAGCCGAUGGCCGAGAGAGCGGUUCCGCCAGCCGCGGUCACGCCGGUGACAAGCGUGUUGAAGUAUCACUACGAGGUCGUGCCACUCAAGGAGUCCCGGUUGAACAGAUUGCGAUUUCGCUGCGUCGCCGACGCCGGCAUAUACAUGGGUAGGAAGUUCCGAGCAAGCUGGGGCGCUGGUCUGACGCUGCUGUCUCUGAGCACGCAGGAGCAGGCGACCAAGAUGCAACUGCGGAGCACGUUCAGCCAACUGAGCCGCUACGUCUCCGGCCGCCUCGCCGACGACGUAUCGUCGACGGCGAUUGUCCAACGUCUGCAGAUCCUCGGGGGCGAGGAGUACGACAUGAAAACGUUCCAGGACAGCGUGGAGCGUCACUUGAGAGUCCAGUUAGAUCACUGCGUGAUGGGCCACGAGGGGGACUGUCCCACGUUUGACGUAGCGACCGACAGCGCGAACGAGGCGUUGCAGCUGCACUGCACGCUGGCGCAGGAUCUCGCGGAGAGGGAGCAGAGGCCGGGCGAGGACGAGCAGACGCGGUGCGCCAGCGCCGGUGAGAGAUCGUUCCGUCGGUACGCGAGUACCGUGUGGACUCUGUGCGUGGCGCUCUGGGGAAACUACGCCGAUCAGGACAUGGCCGAGAGCGCUAACGAGGAGCACUACAACGUCAUGGUGAGGCGGGAAGCCGUAGGCGAUUGGCUGAGGAACGUGGUGCAGAAGACGGUCGAGCGGGAGACCAAGAGCAUCGACGGCGAGGGCAACUCGCACGAGAAGAUAAUGUUGUCGCUGCUGUCCGCUUGCAAGCUGGAGGACGCUUGCGAGGAGGCGCGAAAGGCCGGGGACCAUUGCUUGGCGCUGCUGAUGGCGCAGCUGCGAAGUGGCGUGACGGUCCAGAAGUUGAUCAAGCAGCAGCUCGCGCUGUGGCAGGAGACCGACGUCGACGAGAAUCUCACGAUCGAGCGUCUGAAGCUGUUUAUGCUGGUGGCGGGCGAACCACUCAUCUCCAGCAAACACGGUACUAUCAACGUGUGCGAGGACCUAGACUGGAAACGAGCCUUUGCUAUACAUCUGUGGUACCUGUCGCCGCCGACUUGCUCCAUCACUGACGCCCUAGACCUCUACGAGACGUCGUUCAACGCGACGGAGGCUCAGGCGUACGCGGCGGUACCCGAACCCGAGUACAGGGAGAACGAGUACGACGCCGAGUUGAGUAAUGGCAAACGGAUACACGAUCUCUGUUUUCACCUUCUCAAGUUGUACUGCACGGGAAAUCACGAUCUGGGCGAACUUCUCAAUCCGCUGGCGUACACCGCAAAUCCCUUGGAUUAUAGAUUGAGCUGGUUGGUGCAACAAACACUCGUGGCUUUAGGCUACACGCACCUCUCCGAUCAUGUCGCCGCAUUAACCCAUACAAACUUUGCGACUCAAUUGGAAGCUCAUGGACUCUGGCACUGGGCGAUCUUUGUACUACUUCAUCUACGGGAUUCGUCUAGACGACGAAUUGCUGUGCAAGACCUGCUGCUGCGCCACAUAGAAAUAGACGAUACCCCGGAAUACGUGAAGCGUGAGCAGUUUUUGAAGGAGGAGCUUGGUAUAUCGUCAGUUUGGAUCCACCAGGCCAAGGCUAUCAAAAGCAGUGUCAAUAAGAGAUAUGGCGAAGCGGCCUGGUACUACAUCCAGGCGGAACAGUGGACCCCGGCUCACGAAAUUAUUAUAGAGCAUCUGGCAGCUGACGCUAUAAUAAAUGAAAACUACGAGUAUUUAAAAUCACUGUUAAGCCCGUUGGUACCGAUUGAAUGUAGCGGCACAAUUAGUGGAUGGUCGCAUCAGGGGCAGCUCCUGUGGGAGUACAUGGAAAUAACUGGCGAGAUUCAGAACCUGUUAAAGUCCGCUCCGGAUUACUGUGGACUAACUUAUCAACUGGAAGCGUUAAAGCCUCGAUUAACGGGCUUGUGUCACAAAAUCGAUCAAUUCCCAUGCCCGACUGCUAAACACAGAUUGUGCCAAGCUGAAAUUGCAAAGAGGACUCUCCAUUUGACUAGAAAUAUGCUAUUGCUACAGAAAAACGAAGAGCAGUCCGUCACAAAGUUACUGGUCCGUUUAAUAUCUCAACUACCGUUGCCGGAAGAUUAUGCGCAACAGGAGCUGCGGCCCAUCGUUAAUGUACGCGUGACAGAAAUAAUUCUGUAAAUGUGUGAAGUAAUAACGUAUAAGUUAAUUUAUCGAUAAUUGUAAAGUUAACGGAAAGUCCCAUUUUUAUAAUUUCCUCCCCCUCCCCCGCACUCGCCUGCAGACUUGGCACAGAAAACGAGCGCAAUCAGUUUUUCCGAAGAACCCAGUGAUCCUGAUACAACGUUAUGCACACGGCGGUAACAAAUAGCGUGAUUCGUGCAGUAGAUUUAUAAAGCUGGAAAUUAUACAUAUUUAGAGAAAUACAUCAAUAUGUGAUACUAUUUAAGUCUUUCUUACAUUUUUACAUUUUUCCGAUUCACGCACAAAAUUGUCUCGCACUUUGAGAGAGAUGUGUACGACUAAGCCGUACAAGGACGUGUGACGCGUAAUCAGGUAUAAUCUGUCGAGGGGGGGCGUGGGCGAGAAGUAAUUCUGUACCUCACGGAGAAAUAUCUCUGUUGUGGGUUUACUUAUGUAAUCUGUACAAUCGUCGCAUCUGAUUAACGUAGACAAGUCGCAUUAGAUACUAUCCAAGAUGCACGGUUGCGCAGGUACGUGAAAAGAAAAUGGUAACUCGUGUGUACUAUAAUACUAUGCGAUACACUCGUCAUAUACAAUUGCUAUCUGUUUGCGCAUUUCGAUUCUCUCACCCUUUUCGCAUAUUUCGCAACGAGAGGUCUUGACAAAAAACAAAGUAACAAGUGUAAAUUAUCCUAGCGGUGGACUUUUGCGUUACGCUAACAAUAAGUUGAACGAGUAUUCUACGACAAUGUUUUCGAUGUAGUGCUAUGCGCGCGCGCGUGUAAUUUCUUCACCGUUAUUGAUAGAACAGGUACUUGUGCGAAGAAAAAAAAACUGAAGAAUAUAUAUAGAUAUACGAGAGUAUGUGUGUAAGGAAUAUUUGUAUAAAUGAAAUUAAGUUUUCACUCUUUUAAAGUUAAGAUAAGUAAAUAAGAUGUUUACGUAUGGUUUCCGCGUUAUUACGAACGAAAGUAUAAAACUGAAAGAAUCCAAAUACAAAUAAAUAUUAUACAAAUUC